Molecule: messenger RNA, 2700 nt
Organism: Rhinolophus ferrumequinum (greater horseshoe bat)
Lineage: Eukaryota; Metazoa; Chordata; Mammalia; Chiroptera; Rhinolophidae
Gene: WBP2NL
Product: WBP2 N-terminal like
Exons: 7
Coding region: 1-1335 (444 amino acids)
Biological process (GO): positive regulation of DNA-templated transcription
Cellular component (GO): nucleus
Molecular function (GO): chromatin DNA binding; transcription coactivator activity
Source: RefSeq, a predicted model, not a curated record
AUGGCGGUGAACCAGAGCCACACGGAGAACCGCUACGGGCCUGUCAUCCCUUAUGGUGAAAGUGUCUUGAAGCAGUGUCAGGACGUGGAGCUCUCCUUCCUACAGCAACCAGAGGGAUCCAAUUUCUUCAGGGGUACGAAGAGGGGAACAUUGUUUCUUACUUCACAAAGGGUAAUCUUCGUGACUUCACACUCAGUCAGUGAUCCCAUGUUUUCUUUUAUGAUGCCAUUUGAUCUGAUAAGUAACUGUACCGUUGAACAACCAGUCUUUUCCCCCAACUACAUUAAAGGAAACAUCCAGGCAGCUCCAGAUGGUGGCUGGGAAGGACAGGCUACUUUUAAAUUAGCCUUCAGAAAAGGAGGUGCCAUCAAAUUUGCCCAGUUGAUGAUGCAUGCUGCCUCUGCUGCUGCCCGAGGAGUUCCGCUUAGAAGUUUCAAUUACUGGCUUGGUGCUCCGGGACUGUAUUUCAUUACUGGGCAGGGGAGCACGAUGUGCAACCAAGAGAGGCCUUAUCCAGCAUACCCAAUUAUUGUCCAUGGGUCCCAACCCAUGAGCUACGGAGCCCCAUCGGGGGGAUACGGAGCCCCACCAGCGGGAUACGGAGCCCCACCAGCAGCAUACGGAGCCCCACCAGUGGGAUACGGAGCCCCGCCCGUGGGAUAUGCAGCCCAGUCUGCAGAAUCUGAAGCUUCACCUGCAGGAUAUGGAGCCCCCCCACCUGGAUAUGGAGCCCCAUCGUGGGGAUACGGAGCCCCACCAGCAGGAUACAGAGCCCCACCAGCAGCAUACGGAGCCCCACCAGUGGGAUACGGAGCCCCGCCCGUGGGAUAUGCAGCCCAGUCUGCAGAAUCUGAAGCUCCACCUGCAGGAUAUGGAGCCCCCCCACCUGGAUAUGGAGCCCCAUCGUGGGGAUACGGAGCCCCACCGGCAGCAUACGGAGCCCCACCAGCAGGAUACGGAGCCCCACCAGCAGCAUACGGAGCCCCACCAGUGGGAUACGGAGCCCCGCCCGUGGGAUAUGCAGCCCAGUCUGCAGAAUCUGAAGCUCCGCCUACAGGAUAUGGAGCCCCCCCACCUGGAUAUGGAGCCCCACCAGAGGGACAUGAAUCUCCACCUGUGGGACACAGAGUCCCACCAGCAGGAUAUGGAGCCUCGCCUGCAGGAUAUGGAACCCCACCAGCUAGAACUGAAGCCCCACCUUUGGGAUAUGAAGCCCCACCGGCCGGAAAUAGAGCUGGGUCUCACAACUCUGUGGCAGCCCAGCCUGCUGGAUAUGAGGCUUCUCUUCCUUCUGCCUCAUCUACUCAGGCCCAUUCACCACCUUCUGAGAAGUAAACCCUGAAGACUCAUCAAGCAAAGUAGCACCCCAAAACUGAAGUCAGGAUAAGAAGGACUCAGGUGCCAAGCAGUAGGAGGAAUUUCCUGUGCAAGUGGUGGCUUGGUCCUCUCCCCACAGCUGUGAGGUCACGGUGAGUUUGGGUCCCUUUUCCUGCUGCGGGCUUGAUCUCGGAUGUUCAGAGGGCCUUGAAAAUCAGCUGUGUCAGAGGUGGUAGAGUAGGUCACAGGAGGGCUCAGAUUUCUCACGGGACCAGAAGAUUGGCUCCAGAUCUGCUGCUGCCAUAUUGCUUGGCUGUGGGGUUGCUGGGAGCCUGAGACCAGCGGCCCUUAAGCCAGCUCAGCUGGCACAGGAGAGAGAAUCCUGAGAUUUUUGAGUUUUUCAUGGCCUUGUGGCCUCAUCCCUUCAUCACAGCCCCAGAUCUGAAGGCUCUGCUGCAUGAAUUGCCUUAAUGGUGCCCCCUGAGUAAGGGGUACUUAUGACGGAUGGAAGGUGAAGAGUUGGAGGGGGCAGAAAUGAUGUCAAGUGGCCGGCCCAUUUGUUAACUAUCUGUUUGUGCCAAGCAGCCUGCCAGGCACUUGACUGCAUGAUUUAGCAAGGUGAGUGCUUGGACCCCAGUCUCACAGAUGAAGAAACGAAGUAAAUUGCUGAAGGCACACAGCUGACUAGUAAGUGACAAGGCAGGAUCUGAACUUAGAUUUCCCUUUUCAUUCACACACUCAUUUAUUGAGUGCCUUUUACGUGCUGUUUCUGCGCACUUGGGAUAUCAGUGACCAACACAGACCAAAAUUCCUGAUCUUCUGGAGCUUACAUUCUGAUAAAUACUAAGAUGCAGUCAGUACAUAUUAUGUUAUAUGAUAUAACUAGGCAUAUCAUAUUCAAACUGUAGAAAAAGCAAAGACAGAUGUUGAUAAGAGCUAUGAAAAUAUAUAGAGCGAAGAAGAUUGGGAUUGCUGGGGGUUUGACAGAGGGAGCAGUUUGUGGUAGAGCCUUGUUGAGAAGUUAAUAUCUGAGUAAAGAUUUGAAGGAUGAAGGAGGUGAGGGAGCUGGCCAUGCAGCUACCUGGGGAAGAGUGUUCUAGGCAUAGGGAACAGCUCGUAGUGUAAAGGCAGUGUAAUUCCAAGGUGCCUUCCCUUACACCCAGUGCCGCAAAACAGAUGAAUGUGAGAAGACUGUUCUCAAGGACGGAAAAUGCUUGAAAAUACUGCAAGCCAACCACAGUAAGAGAGAUCUGAACCAGUCCAUGUAAAACAGCUUGGGGAUGGAGACUGAUUUCUGAGUCCUCGCUAGAUAACAGACAUCCUUCCUGUCUGCAUCUUGAGCACAAAAACGAAGUUAAAAUAACUGGAGAGGCAGGGCCACUC